AUACAAACUAAGAGUUUAUGAUUAUUAACAGAUAAAUAGUUCUGCUGUGCUGUUCAUAAGGAUGAAUCAAUUUAGAGAAAAGUUGCUUAGCAAUCUUAGCAAAAAAGGAUGUGACGAAAUUCGCCACCAAUUUCCGUUCCAGACGGACGACGAAAUCGAGGAUAUACUUUUUCAACGUUACCGGCAGGACAUGGGUAACACCAAUGCGAACCUGAAACAAUCGAUAGAGAAAAGCAAAUCAUCGGAAUCCUAUCGUUUCAUACCACAGUUCCACUUUGAACUACCGAAAAACACCGAUAGUCUAGCGCAAAAGCUUCGCGAGGAAGCAAGGACACUAUUUUUGCAGAAACGUAGCAAAGAAUUGUUGGAUAAUAAUGAACUGAAGCUGCUGUGGAGCUUGCUGGAAAAGCACCACUCGCCACCGUUGAUGGGUGACGAGCAAUACAUUAACUAUGAGAACUAUUGCAAAGUGGCAUCGAUAGCGGGAGAAAAAUUCAAACGCUAUUUAACGGCAUCCACGUUUGCCCGGCUGGUUGUGGCCAGUAGCUACCCGGGGAAAAUAAGUGUAAUGUCCCUGUUUAAUUACGCGAUGCGUAAGGUUUGGCUGCAGCAGACCAGAAUCGGACUAUCGCUGUACGAUUACACGGGACAGGGUUAUCUAAACGAAUCGGAUUUGGAGUCAUAUAUUUUGGAACUCAUUCCGACAUUCCCCCAACUGGAGGGUUUGGAGAAAUCAUUCCACAGUUUUUACGUUUGCACAACGGUGCGGAAGUUUUUCUUUUUUCUUGAUCCACUGCGAACGGGAAGGAUUCGGAUACGGGACAUUCUGACGUGUAGCUUUUUGGACGAUUUGUUGGAACUGCGUGAUGAGGAAAUUCCGAAGGAUGCUCAAGAGAUGAAUUGGUUUUCGGCCCCGUCUGCACUGAGUGUGUACGGGCAUUACUUGAACUUGGAUAAAGAUCACAACGGAAUGCUUAGCAAAAAGGAGCUUAUUGGUUAUGGCUCUGGGACGCUUACUCCUAUCUUUUUGGAUCGCGUGUUUGCCGAAUGUCUUACGUAUGAUGGAGAGAUGGAUUACAAAACGUAUCUUGAUUUUGUACUUGCUUUGGAGAACCGAUCGGAACCGCAGAGCCUGCACUAUCUGUUUCGAAUCUUGGACGUGGAGCACAAGGGAUACCUGACUGCGUUCACUUUGAAUUAUUUUUUCAAGGGAAUUCAGGAUGAAAUUUCGGCUCAUCGUGCGGAGCCGGUCAAUUUUGCCGAUAUUAAGGACGAGAUAUUCGACAUGGUCAAACCGGUGGAUCCCACCCGGAUAACGCUGAAGGAUUUGAUUAGCAGUGGCCACGGAGAAACCGUGGUGUCCAUUCUGAUCGAGUUCCACAAGUUUUGGGCCUACGAAAACCGAGAGGUGAUGGUAACGGACUCGACGGCCGCGGAAGAAACGCACAACUUAUGAUACACGGCCGGUUUUAGGUGUUGCGAGCCGGAGGAGGAUGAGGAAAUUACCGUUUUUUGAACCGGUAGACUGCCUUUUUUAUUAGAAUAGUAAGG
Messenger RNA from Sabethes cyaneus, 1551 nucleotides. RefSeq names its product serine/threonine-protein phosphatase 2A regulatory subunit B'' subunit gamma-like. The coding region runs from base 62 to 1456 and encodes 464 amino acids. The transcript is spliced from 2 exons. Lineage: Eukaryota; Metazoa; Arthropoda; Insecta; Diptera; Culicidae. Gene Ontology annotation, cellular component: centrosome; spindle. Gene Ontology annotation, biological process: T cell homeostasis; B cell homeostasis; positive regulation of B cell differentiation. The record is from RefSeq and is a predicted model, not a curated record.